Molecule: messenger RNA, 1295 nt
Organism: Impatiens glandulifera
Lineage: Eukaryota; Viridiplantae; Streptophyta; Magnoliopsida; Ericales; Balsaminaceae
Product: reticulon-like protein B16
Exons: 5
Coding region: 248-955 (235 amino acids)
Source: RefSeq, a predicted model, not a curated record
UCACACACUGAAACACAUACACAAAUUGUUAACUUCGUUGUUCGAAAAUUUUGGUUUGCCUUGAAUAUUUGAAUUCGAUAUUAGUAUCCAUCAAGUAGGGUUCUAGAAAUCGGCGAUCACGAAAUCCUCGAUUAUGAGGAUCGAUCUGAAUCUCGUCUCUCUGCUAGAAAAUGUAAACAGGAUAGUGUGUUGACGUGCAUAUGAGAUUCGUAAGUCGUUCUGUGUUUUUUGAUUGAUAGUUAAUUAGAUGGAGUGUUCGUAUGAUCUAUGUAAUAUAGAGGGGAAUGGAGAUGGAACUAACAAUCAUUUUCCAACUUCUUCUACGCCGGGCUGUUCAUCGGACCGAUCUUCCGGCCGGCAAACGUCAAUUCAUCGGUUAAUGGGUGGUGGUAAAGCUGCUGACCUUAUGCUGUGGAGGAGGUGGCGAAUCUCAUGUGGCACUAUAAUAGUAGCUACAAUUGCUUGGCUUGUUUUUGAGUGGUCAGGAUUGUCUUUGCUGUCUCUUUGUUCCGAUGUCUUGAUGGUCUUGAUUGUGAUGCUGUUUCUACGGGCUAACUUUGCUGUUAUUAGGAAUAAGCAACUCAGGUCACUACCAGAGCUAGUCUUAUCUGAAGAAAUGGUGAAUAAUGCUGCUGCAUCAUUUCGUGUCAAAAUUAAUAACAUGCUGCUUAUGGCUCAUGACAUAACCCUGGGGAAAGACUUUGCACUAUUCUUCAAGGUGGUGAUCUCCCUGUGGCUGUUAUCAGUAGUUGGUAGCUAUCUUUCUUUCCUGACACUUGCAUAUAUAGGGAUUGUUCUGUCUGUCACUGUUCCUGCCUUGUACAAUAGGUAUCAACAACAUAUUGAUCGAUACGCUAAUUUCCUCCAUAAACAGUUUUCAAAGCACUAUAAGAUUGUGGACGAAAGUGUUAUCAGCAGAUUUCCCAUGAACCUAUCCAAGGAUAAGGAUGAUUAGAUUCACUGAGUCUUGUUGGAUUGACAAUUUGCUUUGUUGAAGAAAAAUCUUGUUCUAAUUUGUAUUGCCUCCUAUGUUUGUACAAGUCUCUACAUGUAAAUGGUUUGACCUGGGAAUUUGACUUCUUUUUUACCUUUCUAAAAACUUACUGUAGUGUUGUGAUUCUCGCCCAUUCUGUAUGAGUAUGGUAUGAUUCUUGUCUUCUUUUAGUGAUCUUAAGGUCGUGCAUUUUGUUAAAAAAUUUAUUAUUUGGAAACACAAUCAUCUGGGAUGUGUUUGUUUGCUAGUUUUGUGUGUCAAUCACUAAACUUAAGAUAAUGUCCCUUACAUGAAAACACUU